Messenger RNA from Pocillopora damicornis (cauliflower coral), 1993 nucleotides. RefSeq names its product protein kinase C delta type. The record is from RefSeq and is a predicted model, not a curated record. Lineage: Eukaryota; Metazoa; Cnidaria; Anthozoa; Scleractinia; Pocilloporidae. Gene Ontology annotation, biological process: protein phosphorylation. Gene Ontology annotation, molecular function: diacylglycerol-dependent serine/threonine kinase activity; ATP binding.
UCACUUCUCAAACUUUGAGUCACGUUAUAAACGAACGAUAGUCUCUUCUUAGAAUCACAAGCAACGGAAAUCUUUAAAACAGUCACAUAUACGCGGAGAUAUGUCACUACGGAGGUAGAGCGUUAAAGACGGGAUAUAACUCUUUCAAUUUCUGGCGUUAACGGUGAAGUGAUCAUGGGUUUUAUCCGAGUAAAAUUGAUAGAAGUCGAGCCGGCGUCGACUUGGGUGAAAGACCCACAGUCCUUUGAUUGUUACUGCGCUGUGCACAUAAAAGAAGCAGUGAUGUCUGCAUCGCAGGGAAUUUCACUAGUGCAGAAGAAAAAGACAAUUUAUCCAGAAUGGAACAAGUGCUUUGAUACUCAUUUAUACGAAGGCCGAGUAAUAACCAUUGUAGUUCUACAGAAACCUACUGGAAAGGUUGUAGCCGAUGUCUCAAUUGGAGUUCAGUUCUUGGUUGAUCAAUGCAAGCGUGAUGCACAUGGUUUUUCUAGUGUUUGGCUGGAUCUUCAACCCAAUGGCAGACUACUGGUUCAAGUGCGGCAUUUUAUUGAAGUUUUAGAUGACCCUACCAAAGAAGGUAAACCCCAUGAAAACCACAGUGGGCUCACUGGAAGGCGUGGUGCCAUGAGAAAACAGAAAUGUCACAUUUUUAAUGGUCACAAUUAUGUUGCCAGAUUCUUUCGGCAGCCUGUGUUUUGUUCUGUUUGUACAGAAUUUAUGUGGGGAUUUGGAAAGCAAGGAUAUCAAUGCACUGUUUGUACAAAGGUGUGUCAUAAAAAGUGUCAUGACAGAAUUGUCAGUCACUGCCCUGGAACACAAAAUGUAGCUGAGGAAACCAAGAAAAUGAAGGAGAGAUUCAAAGUUGACAUUCCACAUAAAUUGGGGCUAACAACAUAUUUAAGACCAACUUUUUGUGACCAUUGUGGAUCAAUGUUGUAUGGAUUAUACAAACAAGGCCUGAAGUGCAGAGAAUGUGGCUUGAACUACCACAAGAAGUGCGAGAGAUUCAUUCCAAACACUUGCGGUAUCAACCAAAUGAUGCUCGCGGAGGCAAUAGCCAUCACGAAGAAAGAGAGGAUACGCAAGAUUAGCCAAGAGCAAAGGCAAGCUCUAGGGGGCAAACCUUCUCCCACAGCUCGUGGUAACAAUGAUGAUGAUGAUGACGAUGAUGAUGACGACGACCAUGGUGUGUAUGAAACUCUGUGGGACGCGAUUUCUCCACCUGUGCCUCAGAGGACAGUCAGUAUCAAAGGAAAAGAUGUCAGAAGGAUUGAACAACCUCUCUACCACAUCGAAGAUUUUAAUCUGCUUAAAGUUCUGGGAAAAGGGAGCUUUGGCAAGGUGCUACUCUGUGAGCUGAAAGAAACGAAACAAGCAUUUGCAAUUAAAGCACUGAAAAAAGAUGUGGUUUUAGAAGAUGAUGAUGUUGAAUGCACCAUGGUGGAAAGAAGAAUUCUGGCACUGGCGACGAGGCAUCCUUUUUUGACUCAUCUUCAUUCUGCGUUUCAGUCUCAGGAUCACUUAUUUUUCGUCAUGGAGUACCUCGGAGGCGGUGACUUGAUGUUCCACAUACAAACUGUCGGCAAGUUUGAUGAGACAAGAUCCAGGUUCUAUGCUGCUGAAAUUGUGUGUGGCUUGGAAUUCUUACAUGGUCGAGGAAUCGUUUACAGAGAUCUAAAACUCGACAAUGUUCUGCUGGAUGCAGAUGGUCACAUCAAAUUAGCAGACUUCGGUAUGUGCAAGGAAGGAAUUUCCGAAUCAAAGAAGGCGACAACAUUCUGUGGAACGCCAGACUACAUUGCACCCGAGAUACUGAAGGGAUGGCGUUACGACUCGGCAGCUGAUUGGUGGUCAUUCGGUGUUCUUUUAUACGAGAUGCUGAUUGGUCAGUCUCCGUUCGCUGGUGAAGACGAGGAAGAUUUGUUUGACUCCAUCUGCCGUGAUAAGGUUCAUUAUCCAAAGUGGAUCUCACAACCUGCAGAAGAUUGCUUGA